Molecule: messenger RNA, 3415 nt
Organism: Ilex paraguariensis (yerba mate)
Lineage: Eukaryota; Viridiplantae; Streptophyta; Magnoliopsida; Aquifoliales; Aquifoliaceae
Source: the annotation of a GenBank genome assembly
CGAAUAAUUAACAUUUAUACCAUAAAUUAGAAGAUAGAAAUUCAAGACCAUAAUUUCCUUCAUGGAUAAAAACCUGCGCCGAUGUAUUAGUCGCUCGAGAAAAAGUCCAAGUUCAGCUUGUGUGGUUCCCUCUCGCUGUGGAAGACUUGUGUAAUGUGUAGAAGUCCAAUUUUUUUGUUCAUGUCUGCACUGACCAAAGAAAGGAAAAAAAAAGGUUCAUGUCUGCGAAUUACUCCAUAAUAUAGCAUUUUUCUUUUAGAUUGAUGCCAAAUAUCAAAGGUAUAGGACAUUACAGAACAAUGAGCUGUCUUUUCUCUAUGCUUUUUUAUGUUUGCUCGUCUUGUUUGUUGUGGAUUCUCUCUGUUUCAGCUGAUACAAUCACUCCAAACCUCUCUCUUAGUGAUGGCAAGACCUUAAUUUCAAAAAGUGGAGGCUUUGAACUGGGUUUUUUCAGUCCAGGUAGUUCCAAGAACCAGUACUUGGGAAUUUGGUACAAGAAUAUCCCAGUCCGAACUGUCGUUUGGGUGGCCAACAGGCAAAGCCCAAUCAAAGAUUUGUCCGGCACAUUGAUGUUCAACAAAACAGGCAAUCUUGCUCUCGUCAGUCACAAAGAUGGUGUCGUUUGGUCGUCGAAUUUACUGAAACAAGUCCAGAAUCCAGUGGCACAGCUAUUAGAUUCUGGAAAUUUUGUCAUCAGAGAAGAAAGAGAAAGCAAUUCAGACAUUUAUGUGUGGCAGAGCUUUGAUCAUCCAUGUGAUACGUUGUUACCAGGUAUGAAACUUGGAUGGGACUUAAGGGUUGGUCUGAACAGACGGCUAUCUUCAUGGAUGAAUUUCGAAGACCCUUCACCUGGAGAGCUAACUUAUGGCAUAGAACUUCAUGAAUAUCCUGAGUCAGUUAUGUGGAAGGGCUCAAAAAUAUACAGUAGAAGUGGCCCCUGGAAUGGCCUUCGAUAUAGUGGUACUCCUAACUUAAAGCCCAAUCCCUUGUAUACAUUCAACUUUACCUCUAAUGAGGAGGAGGUGUACUACACAUAUCAGCUCAAGAAUGGAUCUGUAAUCACAAGGCUUGUUUUGAACCAAACCACCUCUAAGCUAGAGCGCUCUGUUUGGAUUGAAUCUGAGCAGAUUUGGAAGCCAUAUUUCUCAGCGCCACUAGGCUAUUGUGACAAUUAUGGUCUUUGUGGUGCCAACGGAAUAUGUGACAUUACUGGCUCACCUGUUUGCCGGUGUUUGAAUGGAUUCAAGCCAAAAUCACUGGAAAGAUGGAAAUUGAUGGAGUGGUCACAUGGAUGCAUACGCGAUAAGCCUCUGAGCUGCCAAAGUACGGAAGGCUUUGAUAAAUUUGAAGGCGUGAAAUUGCCAGAUACUACUAAUUGUUGGGUGAACAAAAAUUUAAACAUUAGUGAAUGCAGGGACAAGUGCUUAAAGAAUUGCACUUGCAUGGCUUACACAAACUCUGAUAUUAGAGGAAAUGGCAGUGGUUGUGCAAUCUGGUUUGAUGAUCUGACUGAUAUUAGCCAGGUUUUUGCUGGCGGAGACGUUUUGAACAUAAGAAUGCCGGCUUCAGGCUUAGGGACAAACAAUGAGGCUAAAGGGAAAGCGGAUCUUGGAGGAAAAAAAGAUGGAACAAAAUGGGUCAUACCAGUUUGUAUAGGAAUUUCUGGGAUACUUAUUCUCAGCUAUUGCAUUUGGAUGGGCAGGACAAGAACACAAGGUAAAAUCUUACAGUACUCAGAUGCUCAUUCCCACCAAGCUUCUAAUGGAGUUAUUUUGUGGAACUUCUUUCUUAUUCUUAUAACUAAGAAAAGAUGAAUAACUCUGUUUUUCAGUUUUGUUUUCUGAACAGAGAAGCUAUUGUGAUUGCAGUGUACAAAUCUUGCAUUGGUGGAAAAUAAGUGAGGGGACAAACUACACUUAGAACCUUUGAACUAUGCCCCUAAUUUUACAUUACCCAUCAAACUAUCAAGUAUUUUCUUUUUGCAUUUUAAACUAUUAGUUAGCAUUUCACAAUAAAUCAGUUAAAAACAAAAUCCCAACAAUGGUACCGUAAAUUUACUUUUCAAGAAUGUGACAUGUGGAAAGUUUUCUUAUAUUUUUAUUUCACUCUACUUUAUCAUAUCGCUUGCCCUGUACCCUUUAAAUAAUAUAAAACACACACACACACAUAUAUAUGCACAUUACAACAUUGCACAUUACACAUUGUAUACGAGCAUAAUGUUUUAAGAUAGGACCUUCAACAUUGGAUAAACUAUAUGAUGGCGCAACCAUUGAACGGUUGGACCGAUAUGAUGGGACCUAGGAGCCUGGGCGGAAGGCAAAAUGUUUUUGGUCCAAAGGGAAAUACACGAAGUAGAUUUGUUAAAAUUUUUAUUUGAUACUUUUUGUUAUUUAUUAUUAAAAUUUUUAGUAAAAUAGUAUCUAUCAGAUUAAGACUACUAGGGAUAAACAAAGUAGCAGAGUAGUUUAGUUAGGCACGACACUAGGUCUAUAAAUAAGGAUAUAAUUCCAUUAUUUUGAUUAGAGUUGAAUUUUAAUUUGAGAAUUCUAUGUGAAAAAAUUGUGUUUCUUGAUCUAAUCUUUGCGAGAAUUCGGUAAUCCAAUCUUCUUCCCUUCCCUCCUUGCAUCCCUGCAUAUUAGAUUUUAUGAAAAUAUUCAAUUCUAAAUAAACUUGAAAGUAGAGUCGCUCAAGUUUUCUAUAUUUCUUAAUCAUAUCUUUUUUGGGAAGAACAUUAUUUCGUUAUAGGAUAAAUAUCAUAAUUAAUUCCUAAAUUUUGUCUCUUAUUCCAAAAUGGUCCUUGAACUUUAGAUUAUAGUAAUUUUGUCCCUCAACCAUCAAUUGCGGGUCGAUAAAGUGGUUCCAUUUAUUUUACCGGUCUGAAAAAAUUAAAGACGCAUGACGUGAACAACCACAUGACAAACAUAUAUGUUUGUCUAAUUUGUUCUAAAAGUUAAAAUACACAAAAGGAUUAUUUUAGUAGUCUAAAUUAUUAGUUGAAGGGCUAAACUGACACAGUUGAAAGUUUAGGGACCAUUUUAAAAUAGUCGGAAAAGUUUUAGACUAAUUGUAACAUGUACCCUUGAUUAUAUAUUUCUUAUAUUUUAAGCUUUUAAGAAAAGAAAUUCAUUUUUUAAAUGUGGUUUAAUUCAAAUACUGUAAUUGCCCACCUAUAUUCAUACAAUACCACUUGUUUACUUUAUUUUAUUUAUUUUCUUGGUGCUCUCUGUAACAAGUAUUGAGUCGUUGUUUAUACUACAGCUAACAAUGGUCAUAGAGAAGAAAGUUCGAAUGAAGAUUUGGAUUUACCAUCAUUUGACUUAACUGUUGUAUCUAUCGCUACUGAUAACUUUUCAAUAAACAACAAGCUUGGAGAAGGUGGUUUUGGACCUGUUUUUAGGGUAAGUUUGCUAUAUGC